GUCAAAUGCAUUUCCCUCCAUUCUCUUACGCUCUCUCUCACUCUCGUCCAUGGCGACCACCGCGUCUUCGUCUCUCCCCCGUAAUUACUCCUUCACACCACCUCGUCCUCCUCCAUCUUCAAUCCGUGGACCGGGAACGUUGCCGCUCUACCUCCGCCGUAACCGUCGAUUAGCUCUAACCUACCGAUUGGAUAAGAAUUCGAAGCAGAGGAGUGGUGUUGGAAACAUCAGAUGUGAGGCGACGGAGGUUUCUUCUUCUUCCUCUGCUGUAUCUUCGCCUGGAAGGAAUUGGGUGCCGGUUGUGCCGUUAUCAGCGCUUCCUAAAGGUGAGCGACGAGUGGUUAUUCAAGACGAUGAGACGAUAUUGUUGCUUUGGUAUAAGAACGAUGUGUUUGCAAUUGAGAAUCGUUCUCCAGCUGAAGGAGCUUACAGCGAAGGACUUCUCAACGCUAGGCUCACUCAGGAUGGUUGCAUUGUGUGCCCAUCAACAGAUAGUACGUUUGAUCUUAGAACUGGAGAGAUCCGGGAAUGGUACCCAAAAAACCCGGUUCUCAGAGUCUUGACACCUGCACUGAGAAAACUAUUUGUAUACCCUGUCAAAUAUGAUGAAGAUAACAUCUACAUCAGCAUUAGAGACAGCGGGAGAGCAGAGGCAGCUGCAGAGAUCGUCUUUAGUGGAAAAGCUCAGCCUGGGCUCACAGCAACAAAUGUCAAUGUAGAUGAGGUGAGAAUGGUAGUGGACGAGGGUUCAGAAGGAUUUGGUUUCACAAAGAAGAAUGAAGUCAUAAACGGGAAGGCGGCAGUGAUAGGAUUCUUGCUGCUGUUAGAUUUUGAGCUUUUGACAGGUAAAGGUCUAUUGAAGGGGACAGGGUUCUUGGACUUCCUUUACGCUGCUUCAGAUGCUUUCAAGUAGAGAAUAUAUUAUCGUUGGUCUGGUUUUGCUUGCUUCGUUUAUGCAAUCUGCCGACAAACAAAAAUUACUCCUGUAACAACUCCCACCGUGUCUUUGUCCAUAGAGAUGGUUUUGCUCUGUCUUUGUUUGUGUGAUUACCUUCUUAUACGAGAUUCUUUCUUCUCCGUGA
Messenger RNA from Capsella rubella, 1082 nucleotides. RefSeq lists its product as uncharacterized. Lineage: Eukaryota; Viridiplantae; Streptophyta; Magnoliopsida; Brassicales; Brassicaceae. The record is from RefSeq and is a predicted model, not a curated record. The coding region runs from base 50 to 913 and encodes 287 amino acids. The transcript has 3 exons. Gene Ontology annotation, molecular function: 2 iron, 2 sulfur cluster binding; nitrite reductase [NAD(P)H] activity.